UGACGUCAGUCCGUCAGUAGUACGCACAGUGCAGCAGUAAACGGCGAGGACACAGCCAUCCGAGCAUCUACUGCCACACGGAAAGAUAAGUGCCACGGACAAACCGGGAGAUAAACGGAGGCACGCGACUGCCGCAUUACUUAGGGAGAUUGAACAUCUCAGACAUGGGAAACGCUGUGCCAAGCGGGCUGCCAUAACUGAUCCGACCUGCGCUGCAUAACGUAGGCUACCAGAGGCUGAAUGAAUAACCAUGGCAACAGCAGCAGCAGUACAAGCGGUGAGCAGCUUAUGCCUAAACCAAUAUAAACACUGAGUGAUCAAGUCAUCCUCUCGCCGGUCGCUCAAACGUUCGUCUCAAACAGUAAAGCGAAAACGCAGAACUCAAUGACAGGAGGGAAGUGACUUGGAGUGAAAGUGGAGAUCAUUGCGUAGAGGUGUCGCACCACAGCCUUGUGGCAGGCAUACAUGGUCGUCUCUCACGUGACGUUAUCCAUCAAAUGGAUAUAUAGCCAGGCCCACUCACACACAAUAAGGGCCCCGGACAGUGAACCCAAGAACAGCUGUACAAACAUCUCCCUAAUAAGGCAGUGACCGAUAUCUGCCUGUAGGGGUGCGGGAGUGAAGGUUGCCCAUGUCCAACUACAACUGGCUUGCCUCAGUAGCACUAGACGCACAGAGUUGUCUUUCACUACACUGAAAUGAUCUACGCUAUGCCAUUACCACAAGGUGAUGGAAUAGAUCAUGUCUGAAGUCCAGGGGACCGUGGAGUUUUCAGUGGAGCUGCAUAAAUUUCACAAUGUGGAUCUAUUUCAGCGUGGAUUCUACCAGGUGCGCGUCAGAUUAAAGGUCUCACCUCGAGUGCCACACAGGUUGAUAGUGACAACACCUGGAAACACAGGAGAAUGCAGCUUCAGCGCGGCAGGGGUCCACGAUGGCGGCGUCUUCAGCAGAAUAUUCCAGAUCCUCUAUCGGAACGAGGAGAUCAACCUCAACGACAUCAUGAACUUCAGAGUGCACCUUCUGUUGGAUGGAGAGAGGGUGGAGGAGGCCCUAAGCGAAGUGGACUUCCAGCUGAAGCUCGACCUGCACUUUACUGACACUGAGCAACAGCUGGGGGACAUUGCGGCGGUACCCCUGAUCAGCACCAGGACGCUGGGUCUGCACCUCCAGCCCUGCCGCGGCCUCCACCACCACGUGCCCGUCAUGUUCGACUACUUCCACCUGUCCGUCAUCUCCGUCACCGUCCACGCCUCUCUGGUCGCACUCCACCAGCCACUCAUCAGUUUUGCGCGCUCAGGAAGAGGGGCCUGGAUGGGGAAGGGCUCUCCAGAGAACAGCAGCGACGCUUCCACUAUGUCCAUGGAGAACCUGAUGUUUGGGGCUGGAUACUGCAAGCCAGUCCUCACAGAGGGGAGUUUUUACGUGCCGUCGGAGAACUGCCUACAGAAGGCUCACACGUGGCAUCGGAGACUGUGCCGCCUGCUGCUCCUGGCACACCGAGGCCUGCGGACCCACCACGCCUCCCUCACCAAGGCCUGCCCCGAGCUCCCUCCACUGGACGCCGAGGAACUUCCCAUUGAGGAGACCCUGAAUCAACUCUCAAUAGAGCUGCAGCUCCAGGGUGGCCAUGAGAAAGUGGCCGAGCAGAUAAGCAGAGACAUGUCCCAACUGUGUGCCCACCUGGCGGCUCUGUGGGCCCAGUUUCUGGAGGCGGUGGUGCCCAACGCCCUGGUACUGGCGCAGCUUACACAGGAGCACCACACACUGCGGGUCAGACGUUUCUCUGAGGCCUACUUCUUCACUGAACACCCAAAGGAGUUGUCUCUAACCUUCCAGGAAGAUCUGAUAAACAGACACAGCCAGGUAGCAGGGGAGGUGCGGAGCUCAGACUACCUGACCAGGAUGCCACCGCUGCCGGUGGAGUGCCUGGACAUCGACGGGGACUGGAACAGCUUGCCCAUCAUCUUUGAAGACAGAUAUGUGGAGUGUCCAAGAGUGGAGUGGAAACCACAAGUGCCAACACCACACGACACCGACAAGCCUCCAGCGCCCGCUGAUUCUCCAACUGCUGCUGCCAACGGCGAUGCCCGUCUGCGAGCUGUGCAGGGCAGUGACUUACCUGAUGCUUCUGAGGAGCGGCCAGAGACCGAGGACUGCACAGACCUGCUCACCGAUAUCUGCCCGAUAGGACAAGAGACGGACACUGAAGUGUGUGAACCUUGUGGGGACCAUGCAGGGAACCAGGUUUGCGGGGACCAAACUGACCUGACUUGUGGGGACAUUACGCCACCGUUGUCUUACACACUGGAAGAACAGGAUGAGGCAGAGACAGAGUUGGAGAGGGAUGUAGAGCAACCUGACAGCCCCAAGACAGGCCUUAGGUGUACCAGUGUCAGGCCCAGCGAAGUCUGUCACACUGUCCACAUCAUCCAGCCUGACCAAACAUGCCCAGAGCUCCGAAAUGCUAUCAUCCCAGAGAGUGUACAUACAUCAUGGGAGGAGGACCCCAGAGCCAAAAUAGAUCCGUCCUUUCCUGAGAAAGACCAGCCUGAGAGAUUGGAUUUAGAGGAUGGGGACAUAAUCAACCGUUCUCUUGAGCCACACACAAAGGAUAUUGGGAAUGACGAGAGUGACGAGGGGGACAGUGUGAUUGACACCCUGCCGAUCCAAUCCAUGACUCAAGCCCCACCCACCGUCCAACCCACCACGCCUCCGCUGUACCCUGAUAGGCGGAGAGCAGAGGACCGCCUCCAGCUUGGGGACUCCAAGAUCAUGAAGCGCUCCUCGUCCGUCAUCUCGGACUCGGGCAUCGAGAGCGAGCCCAGCUCGGUUGCCUGGUCGUCCGAGGCACGGGUGGGCCGGAGUGGGGGGGAGGCCGUGCUCCUGCUCCAGCAGGCCGGCGUGAGGGGGGGUCACCGGGCGGGUCACCCGGGCUCCCUGGAGGGCCUGCAGACGGAGAGCCACGGCAGCCUGCCCAGUGGCACGCAGGCCUCGCUCACCUCCAUCAGCUCACUGCCCUACGAGGAGGACGACGCCAGGCGGACGCUCAACACACUCACCAAGUCGGCCUCGGCACCACAUAUCAGCAGCCCGGACGACACCGAGGAUGACCCGGAGGCGCUGGACAGCGAAACGGAAGAGUUUGAGGCCGGGAUGGACGUUGAACGGCAGGACAAUGAAGAGAGGGAGGAGGAAGGGACGAGCGAGGCAACGCCGGACGAAGGAAGCGAACCCACCAAAGAAAGAGGAAACUGCCCAGUGAGCAUGGAGCCUUCUCUCUUACCCCUAUGGGACCAACUGGAUGGGGGUCUGCUGGACGAUACCCACUUAGCAUGGAGUGUAAACCCAGUGCAAACAGAUGAACUUGAUUCCAAAGACACAGCCCCGAGUCCUGAUGAUGCAGGAGAGUUUCAAGGCCAGAUUGACUUGGACGCAAUGUCAAUAUUAAGCACUGUCCCUGAAGAACUGAUGUUCCAGCACUUUAUGUCAGGGCAGGGGACUCAGGAGGCUAAGAUAGCAACUGAGGAGUGUUUGGAAGAUUCUAGUGCAUUUGAUGCAGAGGUGGAACUCUGUGAGUGUGAAACGGAGGUGUGUGAGCAUAAGGUGGUACUGGAUUUAACAGCAUCUACAGACGGUGUUAGUGAUAACAGUUCACAGGCACAGUUUUCAGAGAAAAAUCAGAAUUUUCCGGAACAGCACCUGAUUUCACUUGGAAAAAGAGCUGAUGGCUUCUUACCUAUGGCAGAUGAAACUGACCUUGGCAGUGAUCUCAAAGACGUGACGUCCAGUGAUCUUGCAGAGCUCGCGUCUAAUGAGAGACAGAGGUGCAGUGACCUCAUAGGUCUGGCCAGCCGUACUGCCAGGGAGGCCCAACAGGCGGAUGGGGGAGACAAAGCGACCACAUCUCCCAGCUCCGGCUUGUCCUUUGUGAACAAGAAGGUGGUGGAGGUGGUCAACAUGUCCGUGUCCUGCGCCCCCACCUGCCUGCCCUUCUCCUCAGUGCUAAGAGACUCGCCCUCCAUCAGCGGCAUCUCGGCGCGGCAGGCGACCUCUCCCAUUACCCAUCAGCCCCUGGGCUCCUUCACCAUCCUCUCGUCCACCAUGACGUCGGAGAGCUCAGACGAAGAGACCAAUGAGCGGAUGCUCUAUUUCUACAAGGCUAAAGAGGAUCUGCUGAAAGAGCUGAACUUCCAGGCCACGCUCUACAGUGACCUGCCCCACCUGGCCUCUCAUCUGCCCUACUUUCCCCCAGAGGAGGAUGAGGAGGAGUUUGAGGACGGCAUCCAUCUUGUUGUUUGUGUUCACGGCCUUGAUGGCAACAGUGCAGACCUGCGUCUGGUGAAGACCUUCAUAGAGCUGGGCUUGCCAGGAUCCCGCCUGGACUUCCUCAUGUCAGAACGCAACCAGACGGACACGUUUGCAGACUUUGACACAAUGACAGACAGACUUCUAGAUGAAAUCAUUCAGCAUAUUCAGCUCUACAAUCUCACCAUCAACAGGAUCAGUUUCAUUGGACACUCCCUGGGCAAUGUGAUCAUCCGCUCAGUUCUGACGAGGCCCCGGUUCCGAUGCUACCUAUGCAAACUCCACACGUUCCUCUCCCUCUCCGGGCCUCACCUAGGAACCCUGUACAACAACAGCACGCUCGUUAGCACAGGCCUGUGGCUGAUGCAGAAGCUCAAGAAAUCUGGCUCCCUCCUCCAGCUCACGUUUCGAGAUCACACCGACCCACGCAAAACCUUCCUCUACCUUCUCAGCCAGAAACCAGGACUCCAGUUUUUCAAAAACGUGGUGCUGGUGGCGUCUCCCCAGGACCGCUACGUUCCAUUCCACUCCGCUCGCAUCGAGAUGUGCAGAACUGCUCUCCGGGACCGCACGACAGGCCCCGUCUACACAGAGAUGAUCAACAACCUGCUGCAGCCACUGCUGGGCUCCAAGGACUGCCGCCUCAUCCGACACAACGUGUUCCACGCACUGCCCAACACCGCCAACACGCUCAUCGGCCGCGCCGCCCAUAUCGCCGUCCUUGACUCUGAGCUCUUUCUGGAAAAGUUUUUCCUGGUGGCCGGGCUCGACUACUUCAAAUAGACACACGCCAACCAGGUUCUGUUCGGUCAGAGCUGCUCUCUGCUGGGUCUAUAGUGCUCAGUAUUCAAACGCCAAGUGGUAAAUAAAAUAAAAUGAAGUGUGUAUUAUAUGGUAAAUAUUAUGGUAUACAGUAUAUGAGGUUCCAAUUGUUAUUUAUUUGAUUUAUGUUCAAGUCGAAUACCCAAGGCCUACACCAUCUGACGAGAAACUCCAUAACAAAUGAUGUCACUGAGACUUGAUGGGUAGGCUAGCUGUAACCAUAUUCGAUACUGAUGUCUGCCUUUAUACUAUUAACUUAUUAACUCUGUCACAUCAUCACGGUUACUAUUUAUUAUGAAGAAAUGCAUGGUUUCUCAGAGUUCUAGAAAGGGCAUAAAGAGCCUUAGGCUAUGAAGCACUACCAAACUGUAUUUACGAUCAACACCAUUUAGCGCUCUUGCCAUUUAUGACUUGAAGUCAAAGCCACUGGGUGUCAUUCUACUUGAAGGAGAAAGUUCUAGAAGUGUUUUGAGGAGAGGAAUGAUCCUCUCUGUACUGUACAUUUUAUUAUAUACGAUAUACAUUUUAGCCCACAGAUGUCUGUGGGAAUAUUUUUACCAUAUGAGAAAACAACUGAACACUUCUCUCUGAGAAGGAACAUAAUUUUAUUUUUUAUCGACUCAUGUACGUUUCGUGCUGUACAUAUAUGAUUUCAUGUAAUUGUGACGGCUUGAAUUCAUAUCUCCAACAGACCAAAUCAGGAUAGUGUUCCAUUUUGUGUGUGUCUUCCUAUCCUAACUUGUGGUAACACGUUGACGUUAAAGCAGAUCUAAUGAAGUUUCUGUGUGUUUCAGUGUAAUCGACUGUCAUGUCUCAACUCGGUUAGUUCAAAAUGCUAACCACAUAUUGCCUUAAUUGUCUAACAAAGGCUUAACACAGUACUACUGCGUCCUAUUAUUUAACGUUUUAAAAACAUUACAUUACAUGUGUUGUAAUGUUUAACCACUGACUGCAUUUAUUUACUACUGACAUUUGAUUAAUGAAUCAUGCAAACCAUUUGGUAACGUUGAAACCACUAUGUAAGUAUUGGCCUCUGUUUAUUUAUGUAUGCCUCUUUGUUUUUAUGAAUUAUUUUGUGUGUGUGUGUGUGUGUGUGUGGUGGUGUGGGGGGGGGGGGGGUGUAGGGGGGUAUGGGUGUGUGGGUCCCCCUCAUUUGAUGAUCAUUUUGAUCUCCCAAUUCAACUCCCAGCUUUUACUCAAAAGUGACAUGCAUACAGUACAUCUCGAAAGAUCUCAUUCUCAGAUUGAAGGAUCCUACAAUGGCCUACAAAGUAACUUGAUUUUACUAGAACGUUUGUUUGCUUUAGAAAUGAUUUUUGGAAUAGGUACAUGUAUAAUGUAUCAUUUAACUGUAAUAUGUAUCUAUUGUUUGAUUAUCAAUAUCUGUUAUGUGGUCUGAAAUACCACUGCCACAAUUGCCCUUACUUUGUUAACUCUGGGGUUUUGCAAGCCAUUACCUUUGCUUACUGUCCUUGAAAACCAGAGUGACAUGGGUAGAAAAAAGGAAAACAUACAGUGACAAAUGGAAGUGCUCUUUCAUUGGCAAAAUGGCUUUCUGCUCUCGCUGUCACUCAUUUGUUGUGGUCAUUGUUUGUUUCUUUGUUUGUUUUGCGGUGACACCGCACCAUGCGCAGGGUGUCAUUGCAUGAAUGACUGCAAUUAAAUGACCAACCUCAGGGCUAUGGAGCCCGGUGUCGUUUGGCACUAGAGUAAGCAAGUCUUCGCCGGCUGACAGCCACCGCAUCAUUUUCCCAAUGACCCCUUGCCAAAGUGACCCCUGCAUCAUACCCCCCCCCCCCCCCCCACCCACACACAUCUUCUUCGUCCCUCCUUUAGGUACAUUUCUCCACCCAUCCCCCCGGUCUCUUGUGUGCAGUGUGUUUGCAUUGCUGACUUUGUGGGUGAGGUGAGACGGGUGUUGUUUACCUUUGCUCUCCAGCAUAGCAAUGAGGCAGGUGUUUGCCAAUCUGGUCAAGGUCAGGCAAGGACACGUGCGAUAUUACUUCGGUGCACUCUGAAGGACCCUCCAACACUUACACACACACUCACUCAUAUGCUGAACAGAAACUCGCCUUCGUAGUGGUGGCAUUUUAGUUCAGUGGUUCCAAACCAGUGGCUCACCCAAUAUGUGAAGUAUUUCUGCAAAAAAAGAAACAUAGAUGUUUGGGGCUGUGCUUCUUAAGUAUUUGUGGAAUGGCAAGAGCCAGCCAGAGAAGGCAUCUGUUAAAAUACUAUUAUCUGGAAGACUUUCUUCUUUACUGUUGAAUUGAGGUAUUUAGGGGUCUGGUACUUUAUACUGGUUGAACACUGCUUGUAAUCAACGUGAUUUAUUACAAAAGUAUUGCUUUGAUUGGUUGAUAGCAGGGGAGUGAGUGGAAUACAUAUGGCUAGGCAUUGGUCUACUUCAUGUUGGAUUACUAACAUCAUCAGGGUUUAGUCUGUGAUGAUGGUUGGGGAGCUGUACUGUAUGUUAUCCCCUGUUUCACACAUAUCAUGAAUUACAAUUACAUUGAGUGCACUCAAUCUCGACAGUAUACUUAAUGUGCUGGGUGGCUGGUUGCACUUUCCCCGAACUGUGUGAUGUUUAAACAGGUUUUGUAUUUUGUUGUUAGAUUUUAGAUCAGUUUGACACUUUGCCCAGCUGAGUUUUUGAAGGAUUUAUUGUUUCAGUAAUUUAUUAUGUAUGUAGAACAGUCAUUUUGUGUAUGCGAGUGUGUAUGUAUGAUAGAGAGAGAGAGAGUGUGUGUGUUGGCCCCUCAGGCAGCUUUUUUGUCAUAUGUGACAUGCACUGUUAGCGAAGUGCGAUCUGAUCCUUAAUUUGACUACUGUUGCCUCCCAGCCAUCAUUGUGUGGUCAUCUGACAUAAUCCCUUCUGUAUCAAAUCAUGAAUGUAAAAAAUAAAAAAAAUAAAUGAAGUCACUGUGA
Molecule: messenger RNA, 8052 nt
Organism: Alosa sapidissima (American shad)
Lineage: Eukaryota; Metazoa; Chordata; Actinopteri; Clupeiformes; Clupeidae
Gene: fam135b
Product: family with sequence similarity 135 member B
Exons: 22
Coding region: 742-5088 (1448 amino acids)
Source: RefSeq, a predicted model, not a curated record